Molecule: messenger RNA, 593 nt
Organism: Solanum lycopersicum (tomato)
Lineage: Eukaryota; Viridiplantae; Streptophyta; Magnoliopsida; Solanales; Solanaceae
Gene: t19-8
Product: DnaJ like protein
Cellular component (GO): cytosol
Molecular function (GO): protein-folding chaperone binding
Source: RefSeq, marked validated
UUUGAAGAAAGCUUCUUCAACCUUCUUUGGCGUUCCAAUGCAUUCAUCAGUCCCAAGGAAAGAGGCUCCGGUACAACAGAACUUGCCUUGUAAUCUUGAGGAUCUCUACAAGGGUACCACCAAAAAGAUGAAAAUUUCUAGAGAAAUUGCCGAUUCGAGUGGCAAGAGAAUUGUGCAAGAGAUUCUGACAAUCGAAAUUAAACCUGGGUGGAAGAAAGGUACAAAGAUCACCUUCCAAGAAAAAGGGAAUGAGCAGCCAGGUGUUAUACCAGCUGAUCUGGUCUUCAUAAUAGAUGAGAAACCUCAUAAGGUUUUCUCGCGUGAUGGAAAUGACUUGAUUGUCACACAAAAGAUUCCUUCGGCUGAAGCUUUAACCGGUACUAAUGUCCAACUCACUACUCUGGAUGGAAGGAACUUAACAAUUCCAAUCAACAACGUGAUUCAACCAAAUUAUGAACAUAUCGUCCCAGGUGAAGGCAUGCCGCUUCCAAAAGAUCCGUCAAAGAAAGGGAAUUUGAGGAUCAAGUUUGACAUCAAGUUCCCUGCUCGUCUCACUGUGGCUCAGAAAUCUGGUAUCAAAGAGCUGUUGGGUU